This is a messenger RNA of Paralichthys olivaceus (Japanese flounder), 13465 nucleotides long. The record is from RefSeq and is a predicted model, not a curated record. NCBI's taxonomy places the organism in Eukaryota, Metazoa, Chordata, Actinopteri, Pleuronectiformes, Paralichthyidae.
CAAGACUGCUAAACUUGAAGUCAGUGCAGUGAAAUCAAGAUAUUUUACUUUAUUUAUGUUUCCUUCCAGAACUAAAUGUCACUUGGCAACACAAAGCGUGGGAUAGAUGAAACCACCGAUGGCCUUGAGAAAAAGAUUAGCAGCAUGUUGUCGGCCACUUCAGAGGGGAGAUCACUUAAAAUACCCUCUUCUUCUCAGACCGGUGGUAAAGACAUUCCACGUUCAGGACCUAAGGUUAAGAAAAAGACCCACCCUCCUGAAGUGACUUUACCUCCCCUGUGCACAAAGACACCUUCUCUCUCAGCAGCCUUUGUGAGUAGGCCCCUGUUCAGCCGAACACCCCUUCUCCAAAAUGUCCCCUCUGAAAGAUCUGUAUCAGUGGUGGAGCCUCCUCAUCAUGUUGUCGGACCUAGGAGAGCCAUGGAGGACACAAAAUCGAAAGUGCCUCAGUGGAUGGCCUCACAGACUGAUAUCUCACAACUAAGAUGUCCUGCUGAGUUAUUCUCACUGAGUCUCACGGAGGAAGAUGAAUUAACAAAAGUUACAGCACGUAAGGAUAAGAAUAAAAGGGCUGUAAAAGCAAAUAAAUAUCCACUCACUGGAAAAGAAGUCAUUCAAAUCUUUGCCCAGAGAGGACACCAGGCAGAAUUGAAGAUUUAUUACCUAAAAGAAGCAAAUGGAAACUCUUACAGACCUUAUGAUCUGCAAGUGGUCCAGUCCGAUGAAGCUGGCUCAGAGUAUUACGUCUUCUCCCCCAAUUCUGUGGUACAUGUGACAGAGAGGGGUUAUGGUGGACUCGUCAGUCUGGCUGAGUGGCACAGAGAGUCUGUGUUGUGGACAGAUUUGCAGGGAAUCCCAUUUUUCAGAGACUUCAGGCUGCUGAAAAUUUUCACCUGGUGGAAUAGAAAUGUGCGCAAGAUAGUUUUUCAGCGCAGGUGCAAGGCCCUGCAGGACAUGCUGCUUGUAGCUGUACCUCAGUUCAGAAGUUCUCUUCAUCUGUUCGCCAAACUGAUGGAGGAUCUGAACGAGACACACUGGCUGCCCCAAGAGGAAUCGCACACCUACACAGUGAUUGAAUUCAAGAACGUUCUGAUGACCAGGAAUCAAGAGUGUCUGCACAUUCUGCAGACGCUAUCACAGUGUCGCUCUGCCAUCCUUAAUGCGGUGAAAGAGUACUGCUUUAAGUCGCACCAGGAGCUGCAGUCACACAUGCAAUAUGCUAAAAAGCCAAAUAUAUGCUACAAACCCAUUUACCUCCACCUGGCUCACCAGCAGGAUCUGGAUAAGGAGUUUGCUCGUUCUGAAACUGUCCUGCAGAGAUUGGGGAACUUUGGUUCCCUCGUCAAUCGAAUGAUUGUGCAGAGUCUCGUCACAGUCAUCCGUCAAGAUGUCGUCUCUUUUCUCAGCAAUUUUCUGAAGAGAAAGAAAUCUCAGCUGUGUAGUCUUUUCAGCACCGAGCUGUGUUUCAGUGCGAGCAGUCAGCUGACUGUGGAGCCACCGGUACAUCUCUUUCAGGAAGCAGUGAGUGAAGCACUUCUGACUGUUGGCAACUCCGUUAUUCAGAUGUGCGACACUAGUGGAUUCUUCUUGGAAAUCAGCAACAGCCUUGAUAUCGACGACAGCUCGGUCACUGAUCAGCCUUUAACUUCUGACCUCUGUUGCAUUGAACAUCAUACUGUCACAGCAGACAAUGAGAACACUGAUGAAAUGACAUGUCGUAGAAAGUUGUGCUGCUGGCAACUUCUCAGAGACCUGCCAGCUCACUCGCUGUCAAACCAAACCAUGCAGAUGGUGCAGGGCAACACGGUGCGCGGCUGCUUCUAUCCUCUCUCUAAGACACAGCUGCAGUGGCAGAUCAGUGUCAGUGACUUUUCAAAAGACGUUGAGAGAGAGAUGACCAAGAUCAUGAAGGAAGCUUUCUUAGAAAUCCAGCAGCUGUGUGAGAGCAACAAAUUGUUGGCAGACAGUCAUUCGUUCAUUAGUCAAUGUAGCCGAGCCUCUUUGGAAUCCAUGAGGGGUCAGCCUGCUCUACAGUAUGAGGAGCAUAUUAAGAAGAUCCGCGACUGGGCUCAACAAAUCAACACAUUUCCCUCAUCAAUCUCUACCUCCAACCAAGUGUUCAUAAUCCACUGCACCCACAUAAAGGAAACUCUAGGGCGACAGCUGAGGCGCAUUGAGGAGGAGGUGUUCGAGCACCUAGUUGAGCAGAUAAAGCUGCAGUCAGAGAGCCUUGUAUCAGACCUGGAGAAGACCACAGCCAGAGUCAAGACAAAACCAAAAGACUUACCUGACUUCUCCAAAUAUUCUCUCAUGGUGACGGAGUCUUGGAGAACGAUGUCAGACACACAGAAACAGCUUGAGUACAUUCACUCCCUCCAGGACACCAUUGGCAGGAACUACAGAGCGAUGACUGAGCAGGAGCUGACUUUGGAAGAAAAGAUGCUGGGCCUGUGGGACGGCCUUACACCCCUCUUGAAGGAGGCAGACAAAACUGUACGCCAGUUUGUUCCUACAGUGGUGAAUGCAUCAGACACAAUGGUCCAAUUUUUGGUCUCUGACCUCAGAAAUACGGUCUCUCAAGCUUCAAGCGGACCCUUCCUUGACCCAACCCAGAAUGUCAAAGAGAUGGUUUCCAGACUGAACAAUAUGUGCACUCAUGUGCACAAUCUAAAUGCAAAACUGGAGCAACUUAACAGGAACAGUCAAAACUUACGAGAACAUACAACAGAUUUUACCUGUUUGACCUCGGAUAUUCAGAAAAUCACAGCCUGUAAAGACUUGUGGGAGCUGGUAGCUGCAUACACAACAUGGACAGAAGAAUGGAAACAGCUGAAUCUCAGUGAGGUUGUGGUGUUACAAGCCCAGGAGAGAAUUGCCGGGUGGAAGGAGCAGGCUCUGUCUCUAACAAGCAUCAUACCUACCCAUGAUGCAGUGCUGCAGGGGACCUUAGGAAAUCUGGACAGUUUAAGUCGUCAGCUUUCAGUUUUUGCCAAACUACAGAGCCCCAUUUUCAGACAUAAACACUGGAGAGCUAUUUUUGAAGGCAUGGGCCGACUCUAUGUCCCAGAGAAGAAGGUCACUGUCGCUGACCUGAUGUCUGAAAAGCUUGAAGUUCACCAGAACCUAAUUAGCAAGAUAUGCAGUGAUGCACAAGCAGAAAACAACAUGGAGGAAACCUUCCACAAGCUUCAGCAGGGAUGGAAAGCCAAACUCUUUCAGCUGGACACAUUCACUCACACUGUUUGGCAGCAUUGUGAGCAACAACAUGGAUUAACGGAGGAAAAGAAACCCACUGUGGGAAUUAUUUCAAAGCUCCAAAUUGCCAGUCGACACUCCUGUGAUAAUGCAAGAUUCAUCCGUAUUGGUCUUGAGAAGCACUUUGCUGAGAUAGAGAAUGAUUUGAUGGCUCUGUCUAUCAUGUUGAAGUCUCCAUACAGUUUUGACUUCAGGCAGCAGAUUGAAGAGUGGAAACAAUCACUGCAAGAUCUCGAGAACCUGCUCGGUUUAUUUGAAAGAUACCAGCAGACAUGGACCUUCCUGAUGUUGAAUGAAACAUUCCUCAGUGUUCAAAGAGUGGAUCUGCUGGAGAAGUUCAAACAGGUUGAUGAGACAUUCAAGGAAAUGAUGCGGAGUAUAUCAGCCAACCCUUAUGUGAUGAACUUCGUACAUUCCACAAGAACAAAUGGGAAGUUUCAUGGUAAUAGUCUUCGCCAGAUACUCAUCGAUGGUCUGUCUACAAUGGAAUCGAUUUCCAACCAGAUGGUGGAUCUCCUGGAUUCCUUCCGUGAACAGUUUGCAAGACUCUGGUUCUUGAGCAACAGGGAAGUAAUACAACUACUCUCCUCUCACCCAGUGCCUUUCACGCUGCAACCCUUUGUACGCAAAUGCUUUAAAGCGAUCCACACGCUUGAAGUGGAUAGGGAAAUUCCACGUUAUACGAGAGAUGGCCAGACCGAUGGAAGCCACAGACAGAUGAAGGUGCUGGGGGUUUUCGCCAGCCUCCAGGAGCACAUAACCUUUCUGUCUCCUUUAGAGUCAAAUCCUCAUGCCUUGGAUUGGUUUAGUCAGUUUGAGAAACAAUUAGAAUUGACCAUGAUGCAGCUUGUAAAACAAUGUUAUGUUGCUCAAAACCAGCUUCAACGAUCCAGUCAAGAUUUGGCACGUAACAAGAAGGACGUCUUGCUUCAGAUUGCGAAUGGCAGAAAAAAUAUUCAAUCCGUGCUGGAUCUGCUUACUGAAUACCCUCUCCAGUGUUUGCUGGUGGCUGAGGAAGCAGUAUGGUCCAAUGUUGUUCUCCGAGCUCUCCAAGAAUCAGGCCCAGAGAAGCUGAACAACAUAAAGGCCUUCAACUCUGAAAAACUGAAAAACCUUAGCCGUUGUAUAAGAGACAGAGGCACAGGGGCAGAAAGUGAACCUCUGGUUUCUAGAUACACGAUGGUGUGUCUGAGCGCUUUAGUGCAACUUACAAUGAAUCAUGCACAGCAGCUGAAUCAACUCAUGGAGGUGCAGUGUGAACCGGGGUCAUCUUUCGAGUGGCUUACCAUGAUGAAGUAUCAUAUAAAGUCAGAAGAUCAGAGUUUGAAAUGCAUUGAUGAUCCAGCGUGUUACAUUGACGUUUUGGGCCAUCACCUCCAAUAUGGCUAUGAGUAUUUUGGUCCAGAAGACUUGGUGAUGGUGCAUACUCCUUCUACAGAUCGGGCAAUGCUGGGGAUUCUCCUUUCUCUGACCAGCUACAGUUGUGGGUUCAUGACUGGACCUUGCAUGUCUGGAAAGAAAAAUACCAUGGUCCAGUUAGGAAAAGCACUGGGGCGACAGGUUGUCACUGUACAGUGUUAUCCAAGCAUGAGAUUUGAUGUUGUCCAGCAGAUGCUGUUUGGUGCCCUCCAGACUGGAGCAUGGCUUCUGUUUGACUCUGUGGACUUACUAACACAAGGGGUCCUAUCGUCACUGGGACAGCAUCUAUUAGACAUCCACCAGUCUUUCAGUGGGUUCACAGGAAAUGGGAAUCUAAAGGACAAGACUGCUGAUGAGGUCAUAGGAUGUACAAGUACUGAUCCAGAGUGUCGAAUGAUACUCGCAGGGAAAGGCAUUUCUGCGAACCUCAACUAUGGAUGUGUUCUCAUCUCUUCAAGGGGGUACACAUCCGAGCUUCCAGAGAGACUGCGAUUUGCAAUGAGACCAGUCGCAUUGACCCGUCCAAGUUACAGGAUCAUUGCAGAAGUGAUGCUGACUUCCAGUGGUUUCUCAGAGGCCAUGUCUUUGAGUCAACGUCUGGUGUCUCUCAUCAAUCUGGCUAAGGAUUCUCGCUGUCUGCUUGAUUCCAUCACAGAUGAACAGAACUGCUUUGUUGUUGUCUUGCAAAGGAUCAUCUCUGCCUCUGAAAUGCAUUUAAAACAAAGUGUGAUGCAACAGAAGAUUUCAGAUGAGGCUAAAAGAGAGGCUGCAGAAAAAACUGACCUUGUCUCUUCUCAAAAUGUGUUGGCCAGAGAUCCUGAGGUGGAAAGCAAAGAAUUUGAAAAACAAAAUUUGCCCAGAUCUCAUUUGUGUAUUAUACAGGGCUUAAUGGAAGAAAGAGCCCUUGUCAAAGGGAUUAUUUCUGUCUUAUUACCGGCUGUUUAUGGCCACAAGAAAGCCUUGCAGUUCUACACCAUUUUCAAGGAUGAAUUCCCCACAGCAUGGGAGUUUCCUCUUUUCCAACAAUAUUUUGAAGAAGAAGAAAACAACCAACUUAAAGAAGCAAUCAGAGAAGAAUUACAAAGGAAGCAGUUGCAUCCUGACACAGAAACCAUUUGCAGCGCUCUAACACUCUACCAAAAAAUGGAAUUGUCUCAGGCAGUACUGCUCAUAGGCCCCUCAGGCAGUGGAAAAACAACCUGUCACUGCGCUCUGGCUGGAGCGCUCAGUAGUCUGGCUGCCAAGGCAAAGGAAAAUGUGUUUGAAAAUGACAAUGUGAUUAGAGGAGACCCCCCACAGGCAGAUCCACAGAUCUGGCAGUCAGUUGAUACUGUGGUUUUAUUUCCUAAUGCCAUGUCCCAUGAUGAGCUGUUUGGCUGCUUCUGUGAAAAGAGAAGCUGGCAAGAUGGAGCUAUUCCAAAAGUGGUGAGAGAUUCAGGACGAUGGGAACACACAAGUUCUAAAUUGUGCAACAGUAAGAGGAAUAGUGGUCAGACUCCAAUAGUGAAAUGGAUGGUAAUGGAUGGCGAGCCUGUUGGACAGCCCGGCUGGUUCGAUUACUUAACCACUCUGUGCAACCCCAAGGACCCUUAUCUCUUCCUCUCAUCAGGGGAAAAACUUGUGCCAUUCCGAUCAUCUGUAAAGCUACUUAUGGAGAUCACAGACCUAAGUGAUGCAAGCCCCUCUGCAGUGACCCGCUGUAGCCUCAUUCAUUUCACAGGAAGUGAUCUGUGGAAGGCUGUGUGGAAGAAUGAAAUGGAUGUUCUCCACUCUGAAUACAAACUAGACCAGGGAACCUUGAAAAUGUGGAAUCGUCUAGCUGAAGAUCUUUUCUCCAGCACUCUUAGUUCACUUAGGCAGAUGGCUUUAACCUCUGCAGUCCAAAGUGAAGGUCAAUCUUCCAAAAGCUCCACCUAUGGACUGCAAGAAAUCACCUCAUUUGUUCGGAUCUUAUCCGCCCUCCUACAACAUUUUGGGAAGCAAGUAGAAAAAGCCGAGGCAACACCACUUGGAGACAAAGCAGACAUCGAUGUCCAAAGCAAACAGAAGAAGUUCACCAGAAACCUUUUUCUGUUGGCUUAUAUUUGGGGAUUUGGUGGACAUCUGCGUCCUCGGCACUGGCCACAGUUUGACUUGCAAGUUCGCCAAGUGCUGUUUUCUUGCCGGUACAAAAUUAUUGUUCCUGACGAUGAGAGUGUGUUUGAACACUUUUUUAACCAUGAGAGUAAGAUGUCCACCAAGAAAACACUGUUGACAAAUUCCAUCACUCCCAAGUUUGGGAGCUACACCUAUCUACUGAAGCUCAUGUUGGAGGCAAAUCAGCCAGUGCUGCUCACAGGGGAUCCCGGCUCUGGAAAAACCAGUCUGUCUCAAUCUUUGCUAUGUUUUGAUAAGCCAAACAUCAGCCUAACAGCCAGUCCACUCCUGAGCUCCAGAGACCUGCGCACUAUACUGAGUAACAUCAGCUGUCUGAAGCACAAAGGUGCUGUGGGUUCUGCGACCAAAGAGCCAAGACUGCUUCUGUUUGUGGACGAUUUGCACGAAGCCCCUUGUGAUGUCUUUGGGAAGACAUCGACUGCUCUAGAAUCACUACGACAGAGUAUUUCAAAGGGAGAGAUUGUAACAUUUGAUACCUACCACUUCAAGUCAUUGUGUUCAGGACUCAUCAGUUACAUGGCUACCUGUUGUGCCUCUGGAUUGGGCAAUUACCACAGUAAUGUGAUAUCCUCCCGGCUCUCACGCCUGUUCUCCAUCUUUGUACUCCCGAGCCCAUCUACAGACAUCAUAUUGUCCGUCCAUUCUCCAAGGCUACAAGCUUGGCUCAAAGGAAUGCCACUUCAACAGAGUUGUGAGGAUAUGGCAUGUGGUAUCAUCACUGCAACUCAAACUCUAUAUCAUGCUAUAUGUGACCAAUUCCAGCCGAGUGAACAGAGGCCCUAUUUCAUGUUCUCCCAUCAUGACCUGCAGAGGGUGUUUCAGGGAAUGUACUUGUGGCAGCCAAACUUCCAAAACACACGGACAAUUCAGAAAAAGGUCGUUGCACGACCUGGGUUUCCUCCAGACCUGCCAGAGGCAUCAGUACUAAAAGUAGCACUCAUGCAUCUCUGGAUGCAUGAGUGCAUGAGGACUUUUCAUGAUAGAUGCUCUGAGGAGGAAGGCAAAACUCUUGUGUCACUUAUAGCAAAGGUUGCAACAACACAGUUUGGCAUUAGAUUGGAUGGUGAACCCCUCUCUGAUGGUACACAUGUCCCACCCACUGUCACAAGCCAUAGACAAAACCUAACAACUCACCUUCAGCAGCUCCAGAUUCUUCACCAUAUGGAGGGCACUGUGGCUGGGCUUGUUUAUGGUCCAGAGCUUUCUGAGACCUUCCAUUCAACUGAUCGACAACACGGUUCUAAAUGUGUCUUUGGUUACAAGGAGCAAGACCUUGAUUCACUACUGCAGCAGCUGCCUGCUCUCAUCGACAGAAAUGGAGAUGACAAAGGACCUGACGUUGCUAAUAACAAGAUUACAUCCAGAUACGUUGUGCACAGACAGAGAGUGGGUCAACUGUUACAUAUACUCAGAGCACUGCUCACACCUGGAGGUAAUGGAGUGCUGAUUGGCUCAGACAGAGGAACAGGACGUAAAACUACUGUACGUUUGGCCGCUGAUCUUACAGGCUACCGGUUGAUGGAGGUACAUUCAGGCAAUAAGAACAAGUUGCACGAAAUCCUAAAAGUGGCUGGGAAUCAAACGAGAGUGGACGGAGUCCAUGUUAUCAUACUGGUCCAUGAGGAAGUCGGCCAGUCUGUUAGAGAAGAACUGUUGCUGGCAAUGAAGCGCAGAACCUUCCAUGGGCUCUACACAGAGGAGAAGCUGAAGAACCUGGUUUCCAGUGUGAUGGACGUGAGAAAGUCAAGACAAACUCUCAUGCACAGUUGGAUGUUUGAUAAGUACUUGAGCCAAGUCCACAAAAAUAUCCAUGUGUUCCUUCUGAUGUCCUCCACCAGCGAUGGAACCCACGUUAGGAAUAGACAAGUGACCAAGGCCCUGAGUCUGAGCUGCUGCGUCGAAGUGUACCAGCCGUGGUCCAGACAGACUCUGGUCGGAGUUGCUGCUCAAUUUCUCAAAACCAGUCCCCACAAAAUGGAGACAGAUGGCUCAGUGGCCAGCCUGUCAGUGGCUAUGGCAGGAAUCCAUCGAUCUGCAUGUCAGUAUGCCUCUGUCCUUCUCAAAGCUCAGCCUUUUAACCCUCUGACCUUUAUGGAGUUCAUCACCCACUUUGGUUACCUCUACAUCCACCUGCGCAAACAGCGGCAGCGACGAGCCAACAGAGUCACCCCUGUUUUGUCUCAUGUGGAUGUAUUGAACGGAACAACUCUGCGGAACAAACUACACUUGGAGAAACUGAGGAUCAAGGUUGCUGAGAUCCAGCAGCACGAGAACUUUCUCAUCAGAGCUGUCGAUAACCAGAAAACCCGUCUAGAGGAAGCUCAGAUGAAAUGUACGGAAGUGGAGAACAAGCAGCAAGACGUGGAAGAACAGAUUAAGGAAGCUCAUAAGCAGUUGAAACCUGUGUUCCUGUCAUGCCUCAAAAUUCUUGAAUGCCUGGAUUUUUCUGACCUGGAGGAGGUGCGUCACUACAGAGAGCCCCCUGAUGGAGUGGUGAUAGUCAUGGAUGCUAUUUGUUUGCUGUUCAACCAUCCGCUAGGCUGGGAUAGUGCUAAACAGCUUCUUAGACGACCAAACUUUUUUCAUGAGCUGGAAUUCUUUGACCAGUUCAUCCUGACGCAUGAACAACUGCGGCAGCUCCGCCAGAUAGUCAACAGUCCUGAGUUUGUGCCAGAGGCUGUGCGAGAGGUGAGCCAGGCCUGUGAGUCCCUGUGUCGAUGGGUCCAGGCUGUAUAUGAAUACUUCUGUAUGCGAUACCAACUGUUGAUCAAGCGGCAGUUGGAGGCGCUGGACAGAGAGGUGCGAGGUCAACUGCACCAGGCCAAGCAGCACAAAGAGGACGCAUGCGUUGGUCUGGAGGAUUUGAUGCUUCAGCUUCAGUCUACACAAAAGGACCUAGAAGAGCUACUGACGAAGCUGCAUGAAGCUGAGAGAAUAGAAAGAGAAUUUACCGUAACUGCUGAGCAGUUGGAGGAACAUGUCAGAGACUGGAGAGCUGCUGCUGAGGAGGCAGAGUUACAAAAUCAAAACCUACCAGGAGAUGCCCUCAUCCUGGCUGCAAUCAUGGCUUAUUCAGGCCCCUUUCCUCCUGAUGUACGCACAGAGCUACUAACCAAGUGGAGAAAGCUAUGUCAGACAGGAAGCAUCAACAUAAACCCAGAGGACCCCAGAACAUCCCUGUUUACACAGUCAGACCCUGCAUCUCUUACUCCACAUCUCGGUUUUCCCAUCCAUGUUUUUGAGAGGCCGCAGCUUCCUCUGGGUCGGGCCUUAGGUCUGAGCGACUUGCGGCUCCAGAACUCGCUAUCUUCCAGACUUGUGGUCCAGUUGCUGCUGUGGGGCUACAGAAUUUCCCUGGGUCAGCGCUGGCCUCUACUGGCAGACAUCCAGCAACAUCAAGAGAGAAGCUCCAAGAGCUGGUGCCUCACAGGUGACGAUAUCGAUUGUGGGAUGGUGAUUUGUGCCGAUGACCCAGAGCUGCUGGAGAAACUGGACCAGGCUGCUGAGAAGGGUUGGAGAGUUCUGGUAUCUCACGUGGAACACGCAAACCCCAGUUCCCAGUUCCUGGCUCGAUUGGCACCCCCUGCUGGAUGUUGCCCUCCAGGGAUGAAGCAGCGUGUUCAACCGACCCACCGUGAAUUUCGCCUUUGUCUCAGCACUCGUCUGCCCGUCCGACUGCUCAGCAGCGGGAUCCAUCCAUCCAUCUUGGCCCAAGUCCACGUCGUCGACCUCUCCCUGAGCUCAGAAGAGAUCGAGGAGCUGAUGCUGACGCAGCUGCUGCAAUCUGAGUGUAAAGAGCUGCUGAUUCAACACCGACGGUUCCAGAAUGACAAGCAGCUGCUGCAGGAGAAACUAGUCAGAGAAGAGGAUGCUCUGAUGAACUGCGUCCUGCAGUCGAACAACUUGACGCCGCCGGACUCUGAUUUUCACGUGAACGCGGCUGUCAUUCAAGAGGCGAUGAAGAAACUGCAGACCGAGAUCCAGCAGCUGAGCGAGGAGCUGGAGCACCACGAGGCUCUGGUUGCCACCCCCCGACAGCUGCUGAGGCUGGCCGCCGCCCUCUACCAGUCCCUGCAGGAGGUGUCCCGUCUUUCCCCUGGCUACUUCUUCUCCCUACGCCGCUUCAUCGCAGUUAUACAAGACGUCUUCCUCGAGAAGGACAGGCCAUUAGUGUCGUUUGCCGUUGGAAAAGUGCCAAGGGGCAUAGAGCCAGAGAUUAGGAACAAGAUGGUUUCCCAGCUGCUGCUCCAGUACAGGCCUCUUCUUUUCAAGAGUCACUUCACUGUUCUGAAGCUGCUGGUGUCUGUAGCUCUGCUGCAACACCAUCAGCUGUGCUCUGAGGGUGAGAGGGGGGCUUUCCUCAGGGGCCUUCAAGACAUUGAACAUCAACCCUGUCCCCCGUCUCAGACUGCGUCACAGUCCACCUCCUCUCUGCCCGGCUGGAUACCCCCUCAUACACACCCGGAGCUCCUCUGCCUGGAGAGUAUCCCAGCCUUCAGAGGGCUGCUUUCCUCACUUUCCACUUACCCCACACAGUGGCAGGAAUACCUACGCUUCCCAAACUCUGUUGUGGCGAGCGCCGUUCCCUGUCACUCACACUCCCACCUGUCCCUGGUUCAGCGGGCUCUCCUCUGGAAAACCUUGAACCCAAACCGCCUCGAGGGACUAGCUGACAUGAUAUCUGCCUCCCAGCUCUGCCUGCCCGUUCGGACUGUGACGUCUGAGACCCCUCACACCGGGAACCCAGGGUCUCUCUCACGAUACCUUCUCAAACAUGAAGGACCCAUCAUUCUUACCUUGCCAAGUCCAGGAGGAGAAAACAGGACAAGUAUCCGGCCUCUUCGAUUAAUAAACACAUUGGCAGACUGUGUCAGAGAAACAGGGGCUAAACAAGAGGUAAAAGUAAUUUCUUUAGGGGCUCUGUGUGACGGAGAGAUCAUCCUCUCAGCGCUGGAGAAAGCAGUCGAUGACGGCCACUGGUUGGUUCUGAUCGACUGUCAUCUGUUGGAGCGAUGGGAUGAUAAAGUAACGGUUCGCCUCAGUCAGUUGAUCUCGUCUUUCAAAGGAGAGCGAUGCCCCACUCACCCGUGCUUCCGGUUGUGGUUUAUAACUCAAGAGUGUUCAUCACGCCACAUACCAGCGACAGUGCGAAUGUGUUGCCUGCCUCUGGUCUGCGACUCUCCCUGGGAUCUGAAGGAGGAGCUGAGCUGCUCCCUGCAGCAGGUUGUUUCCAUCACACAGAGUCAAUCACUGUCGGGUUUAACGGCAGACAACAAGGAGUUCCUCCUCCGCUGUGCCAUCUUCCACUCCAUCUUACUGCAGAGACAGACCUGUAAAUACUUAGGCCAGGGGAGAAUAUACAACUGGGAUCAGGGCGACCUCCUGGCUCUGGUGAAUGCUCACAACUGCAUCAGCAGUCUCUGUCCAGACAAGACUAAAGCGUUGCAGUAUAUAGCAGGCAACCUGGUGCACGGCGGCCAUGUGUUCGACUCUGCAGAUUUGGAGGUGGUGGAAAACAUUGGCAAGGCCUGCCUCAGCAAAGUGUCUCCCCUCUGGGGCAGUGGGCAACACAUCCUCUCAGACAUCAUCAGCAACCCUGGCCAGUUCGAUCUGCCAGGACUACUGCAGAUAUUGGAGCAUCAUCUUCGGGAUUCAGCGAAGAUCAAUGACCCCGUCGUGCUGGGCUUUAAUGAGGAUGUGGCUGCCGAGAUAAUCAAGAUCAACAGCCACAAUUUGAACAUUCUGCUGCAGGCCUCCCAGAAUCCUCUGGGGUCAGCGAGGACUUCACGUCGCACCUUCACGGUGCCAGCCUACAGCCACGCCAGAGACAGACUGCUGGCUCUGAAGAGUUACCUCACUAACAGGAGUGACAGCGGAGUUAAAAAUGCAGAAGCUGUUUCUCACAGUUCCCUGAGUGACUUCCUCCAGGCGGAGUGGGGUGAGCUCAUUGAUACGGUGUCCUCGCUCCUGUCACAGCUGCAACAGCCCGUUCAUCACGGCUGGUCGACCUUCACUUCCCUCCCCGACUUGUCUCGCUUGGAGAGGAGGGCAGAGCUGCUCAGUGCUUAUGUCGGGCACAACAACACCUCAGAUCCACCCGGUGCAUACCGACUGGCUGCUUUCAGAAAUGCAAGAGGAUUUCUCGUGGCACUAAUGAGGAAGGUGGCUCGAGAAAAUCUCAGAUAUAUCAGUGAUAUAGAACUUCAUUUUCAGGUUCUGAGUGACGGCAAGUACCCAGCCUCAUCUCCUGUGGAUGCUGUGUAUCUCUGUGGCCUGGAGCUCAGAGGGGCAUCGUGGGACACACAGCUGGGAGCGCUGCAGUGCACAGACUCUCAGCAGCCAUGCUCAAUGCCCCUUGUUUGCCUCAAUGCUCAAGUCAGGAGCACAAACCUCGCCCAAGACACCCUCCCUCGUAACGUUCGAGUCUCUGAGGCUCCCUCGUCGACCGCCCCUCAGUUACCAGUCCACCACUGCCCCCUCUAUCUAGAUGAAGAGCGAAAGCUGGGAGACUCGGGUCUGGCAGACGCUCACAUUAUAACUAAGGUUCCCCUUCAUGCCAGGUUAAAUCCAGUGUUGUGUAGUUUGAGACGAGUGAGGCUUGUGAGUCUGCUCUGAAAAAAAUCAUCCUGCUCUC